Messenger RNA from Python bivittatus (Burmese python), 6718 nucleotides. It is a transcript of the gene GRN, whose product is annotated as granulin precursor. NCBI's taxonomy places the organism in Eukaryota, Metazoa, Chordata, Lepidosauria, Squamata, Pythonidae. Gene Ontology annotation, cellular component: extracellular region. The record is from RefSeq and is a predicted model, not a curated record.
AGCAAACCCACCAAUCCAAAACAAAGGGCUGCGAUGUCUCCCCUUCGCCUCCGUGCCUUCCUGGAGAAGAAGGGGCCAAUCACCAUGGAGUAGGAAGGGCGAGCGGGUCAAACCUACUCAGAGGGGCGUGUCCCAGCUCGAGGUUUUGCUUGCUUGCUUGUUUGCUUGCAAGGAAGGCGCCUGCAGGGCUUUCCGACUCUCAUUUCGGAAGCGCCGGUGCCAAAGAUUCAUGGCUAGGAUGUGGGUGCAAUUCAUAAUAUGCCUGGUAUUGAGCAGGACAGCCUCUUCCUUGCAGUGCCCCAAUGGGCAGAAAUGUGAAGGAUCUUCAACAUGUUGCAAGGUCCCUGGAGGAGAUGAGUAUAUCUGUUGCAACCAGCCUCAGUUCACAGGAGCAUCCCUGCGCAUGUUGCCCCCAGAGAGCAGGAAUGAGGUCUCUGGUGUUGUGUGUCCUGAUGCCAACACGUGUCCAGUGAAACACUCCUGUCAGCUCAGCCUGAACGCCACCUUUGCCUGCUGUCCCUGGGAGGAGGCCAUCCCUUGUGCUGAUGGCCAUCAUUGCUGCCCCCGUGGCACCCACUGCAGCGCUGAUGGAAGAGUCUGCAUAGAAAAUGAAGAUUUAACCUUUGCUGCCAUAGUCAGUGCUGUUCAGUGCCCAGAUAGUGAAUGGGAAUGCCCAAAUGACUCCACUUGUUGUUUGAUGGCUGAUGGAUCCUGGGGAUGUUGCCCAAUGCCAGAGGCAUCCUGCUGUGCAGACAAGAUUCACUGCUGUCCCCAUGGCACAACUUGUGAUCUGGUCCAAGCAAGGUGCCUUGAAGCUUUUGGGGAACAGCCUCUUUCAGAGAAGUUUCCAGCAAAGAAACGGACCCUGGUGUUAAAUCUGACUCAGAAAAACAUCUGUCCUGGUAAUCACUCUACUUGUCCAGAUGCUGCCACUUGCUGCCUGCUCCCAACUGGCGAAUAUGGUUGUUGCCUUUUACCAAAUGCUGUGUGCUGCAGCGACCACCUUCACUGUUGCCCACAGGGCACUAAGUGCGACCUGAAGCAUUCCAUAUGCACCGUGACCCCCCAGUGGUCAUGGCCCAUCACCCACCUCUCUGCAGGCCUCCAGACAGCUCGUGAUAUAUAUUGUGAUUCAGAGUUCGCAUGCCCAGAUAAUAAUACUUGCUGCAAGACAACCUCAGGUUCCUGGGGGUGCUGCCCACUGCCAGAGGCUGUGUGCUGCUCAGACCAUGUCCAUUGUUGUCCAAAGGGUUACCAGUGCAACUUGGAGGAGGGCACCUGCCAGAAAGAUGCCCAAAGCAUCCCUUUGGUGUCAAAAAUAAACCCAAGCUCCACAACAGCCUCAAAAAUAGACACAAGCUCCACAGCAGUCUCCACAGGCACAGUGGUGCAGUGUGAUCCCUACGACGCUUGCCCAGAUGGCCAAACUUGUUGUCGCCUUGUAACAGGUGCUUGGGGGUGCUGCCCGUUUGGACAGGCCGUUUGCUGUCAGGAUCACAUUCACUGCUGCCCCAGUGCCUAUCACUGUGAUCCAUCAUCAGGCAGUUGCCUAAAGGACGGAGAUCGUAUCCCUUGGGUGGAGAAGACAGCAGCAGUUGUUGGCAGCCUCCUUUCAAGCAGGGAUGUAAAGUGUGAUGACCAGGUUAGCUGUGCAGAUGGGCAAACGUGUUGCCUACGUUCGGGAGCCUGGGCAUGCUGUCCCCUCUUUCAGGCAGUUUGUUGCAAAGACGAAGCACACUGUUGUCCUCAAGGCUAUACCUGUGACAUAACACACAGUUCCUGCAACAAAAGCAGGGGCUCUUCCCAGGGGAUCUCAGUGACUCCCAUUCUGGCAAGGCAAGAGAUGGUGGUGAAAUGUGACAACUUCAGCAGCUGCAAAGAUGAGGAGACCUGCUGCAAACUGGCCUCUGGUGAUUGGGGUUGUUGUCCUUUCCCAAAAGCAGUCUGCUGCUCUGACCACUUGCAUUGCUGCCCCAAUGGCUACAUUUUCGAUCCAGCCACAGGCAGCUGUGAAGAAUCAAAGCGCACUCUGCCUUGGGCACCCAAACUGCUUGCCAAGAAAUUGCAAAAGGAUGGCAUUCUUUGCAACAGCAGUGUCAGCUGUGAGGAAGGGCAGACCUGCUGCCUGAGCCUGUCUGGUGCUUGGAGCUGUUGCCAGCUGCCCAAUGCAGUUUGCUGUGAGGAUCACCAACACUGUUGCCCCUCUGGCUAUACCUGCAACGUGGCAGCCCAGAGUUGUGAGAAACGGCAGUGGCUCGGCCCCCUGGCUGCUGCAGGGGGCCAGCUGAUUUCCUCGCAAACUGCUAUCUCCAGUCAGGAUGUCUUGUGCGGUGAACAACAUUACUGCCACGAGGGCCAGACCUGCUGCAAGGCCAAGGGGGGUGGUUGGGCCUGCUGCCCUUACCAAAAGGGAACCUGCUGUCGUGACAAGCGCCAUUGCUGUCCAUCAGGCUUCUAUUGUUCCAUAUUUGGAUUUCGGUGCUACAGAAGGAAGCCUUUCCGUUGGGACAUCAGUACCUUCUCCCCACAUUCUGUUGGAGCACAUGUUUUGCUUUGAAGUGCCUUUUGGGGUGGAUUUGCCUGAUGCCUUGGGUUAGAGUGAGCUGUUUCAGGGAGAGUGGUGUAAGAAGGUGAACCAGGGCCAUUUUGCCAAAUUGCUAUUCAGAUCCUAAAGGAUGCCUACUACCCUACACUUAUCACCAUCAUGGGCCAAGCAGGCCAUCUUCUCUACUUAUAACAAGUCAACCCUUGUAUUCCUACAUCUCAUUUUUCUUUCUUUCCAUCCAUGGUUCAUUGCCCUGUCCAAAGUCAUCAGGGCUGCAAGCUGGAAUCUGGAAAAGUUGCCAUCUUGAGCUUCUGCUCUGAAGGUGCAGUGGCUUAACCUUGAAAGGGAGGGGAGUUUCAUGCACUUUCCAAAAAAGAAAAAAAUAACAGAUUGGCAGAUGAUUUUGCUGCAUUACCCCUUCCAGCCCUGUCCAUCUCACCCCACCCCACCCCACCCCACCCCCUUCCCAGUUGGCUGGUGUGUUGCUCUUUAUUUUCUGGAUGGCAUCACUUACUCUCUGAAGAGCAAAAGUGUCUCCUUUUUCUCACAGUGUUUGGAAAGUACAGAGAUGUUAAUUGCCCAGGUGAACCAUUGCAGAUGACUUGAAUCACUUCUGCUUAAAGAAGGGCUGCCCAGCUACCCUUCAUUGAGGUAUUAUGGUGAUUUCUGCUUUCUUUUUAAGAUCCUAUUCUAUUUAUACACAGCUUCCCUUUUUCAGAAAGUCCUAACACUGCUGCAGGAAGAUGCAAGCUUAUUUCUGGACAAGUAAUACACAUUUGUUUUGUUUCAGCUGAUACUUAGAUUUUGGCACCUGAGCAAUUGGGGGGAAAAUGGUUGUCUUUGACUAUCUCUGUUUGUGUGUUCUGUCCUGUGAUCUCCUAUGCAGAAUGAACACAGUUGAUGCUGCUUUUCCUCCCCUGCACCGCCCCCCCCCCAAUUGCUAAUAUGAGAGCUUCAACUUAAAAGAGACAGGUGCUUUCUCUGUUAGCAAACGUUGAUGCUAUGGUUGCACAGACAAAUGUGGAAAAAUCCAAUAAAAUUUGAUCAAGGUAAUGGUACAGUUUUCCAUUUUUAACAAUUUCUACUUCUUAACAAAGGUUAACUUACAAGAAACUUAGAGGAUUUUCACAUGAUUUGUGACUCAUGGGAAUUAGGUUAAUAGCAAUUAAUUUUUAAGUAUCUUGGCUUUUUCACUUGACUUGGGGUCAGGGGGAGAGAAUUUAAUCUUUCUUUUACAAAGUAUCUUUAGUGAUCUGACAGUUUGGUUCUUCCUCACAGAGGCCGCAAAACUGUGGAGGUACCUUCUACAUAAUUGAAACUUGAAAGUAGCCGUCUUGCCCUUGAGGAUGGUUGGGUUCUACACAAAUCUGAAAGGGCGACCCUUUUGUCUAGAUCCUGCCACAGUGUUAUAGAACAGCACUUUGCAUUCACCCUACAUAUUAAAUGAUGAAACAUUUACCUAAACUUGCAAGACAGGACAGAAGUAUUUUGAAUCAUAAACAAUCAUAGCAGGAUUCCAUCCACACUUUGUGCCCUCUAGAUGUGUUGGACUGGUGGGUAUGGGACUUUUAGUACAACAUACCUGGAGGUUGCCAGUUUGGGGAAGGUUGAGACAAUGUGAAGGAUAAAGACAGUAUUACUUAGGGUGUGCUUCCAUAACUCUGGCUGAUACUCUUUUUUUUUUGGCCUAAUAUUUAAUGUAACCUUCAUUUAUCUUGCCCUAAUUAUUCUGCUUUGGCUGUUGCUGUCAGCUUGGUGCAGGAGCCAGAGAGUGAGAACCAACAGGUAUAUGGCUGGGACAUCUUUCCCUUACACAAAUAUUGACCUCUCUUCCUGAGUAGCUGUUGAGUGUGGGUACUUUCUUCCCUCUCCCCUGCGGCCUGCUCUCAUCCUCUUGACAAGUUGACUUCAUCAAGAGCUGGGUGGCCCUUUCAUAGUCCUUGCAUGAUCACUUCUCAGCAUCAAAUCAGGGAUGAGAAUGGCUCCUCUCACCUACAACAGCCACCACUACCAAGAAACAGGUACCACCUUCAGCAGCCAAUUGAUCUCAAGGGGGUGAGCUUUGGAAAUUCCAGUGUUUGUUUUUAAGGCACUUUGCAAAACCACUUGGAGCCAAAAUGAAGCAAGAUUGGGGCAAAGGGUAUAGCAGGAGGCAAAGAAAAAUCAGCAUGUUAGACUGAAGGUAGUUCAGGAUCUUCUUUACAUCAUAGGGAGAAUGACAUUAGAGGACAAGGAUUUCUGAUUCCCAGUUAAAGUAAAAUUUGAGGUGAUUUAUAAUGUAACUUUAAGGAACAAUAUUGAACACUGUUCCUUGCUGAGUGAUGGCCUUGGCCCAACCAGCCAUUUUGAUUAAUAUAGUCCCUUGCUUGACUUCUGCUGAUUAUAAAAGCUAGAGCAUGUCUUGCACAAGUGAUUUUAGAUUUUAAUUGGGCAGCUUCUGGUACCAUGGUCCUGAGAUGGGGGAAGAGGGACCUUAGCAUGGAUACAUAAGUUUCCCCAAACCAUAAUGCUAGAAGAUUCUCAUAUCACACCCAAAUACUUUGACCACUUCUAGGAGAACUGGAAUAUGUUAGGCAGGAGGCAAAAGGCUUCCAUGUUAAACAUUGUCUUUCAGAUACAGCUUGAAAUUAGGUGAUUGCUGGCCAAGAGUUGGUGCACAGCAGUCCAUUAGUUGCUCCAUCAAUAUGCAGGGGGAUUAUCUUCCAACUUCUGAAGUCCUUGUAAUAGGCCCCCUUUAACUAAAGGCACUGUUGUAGAAAAACAGAUAUGUUAAACUGAAAAACAGGGCAAUGAAUGCACUGGGGCCUAGUGAGAGCUUUGUUCUAGAUUGAAUAUCCUAAAGCUAAAAUAUGAUGAGGGUCUGCUCUUUUCCAUAGUUGAUGCUCAGUGGAAUUGUACUCAUGAGCUCCUUAGUUUCUCUUCUACCAUCUUAACUGCAGCACCUUUGAGGAAUAAUCUGAGCUUUUCCUUACACUACUUUCCUUAGUCUUUUUUUCUUUCUUCUUCCUUACUGUUCUCAUUCUGGUUUUAGUGCCAUAUUUUGCUCAUUGGAGAAAUGAAUUCUUAAUAAUACUAUAGUGAGAUGUAAAGUGAAAAGGCAAAGUGAAAGAAAGUCUGGAUUGAUGCAGGAUUUACCUCCUGUUCUUAGCAUUCCAAAUUUAGUAGUACUCAAUUUUUUCAUUCCAUUUUUAAUUGUAUGCUUUGGUGAUCUGAACAUAAAUUGCUACUACUAGCAAAAAUAAUCCCAUAGAAGUCUAACCAGAAUCAUGUGCCAAUGAGUUAAAGACUAUUUACUCCAAGGUAAAAGCCUAAACAAGCAGCUUGACAUGAAUUAGAUCUCUUUGGCUAUGCUGACUCGGGAAUUCUGGGAGUUGAAGUUCACACAUCUUAAAGUUGCCAAGUUUGAAAAAUGCUGGCUUAGAAUGCCGUGACCCCAGUUAGAGAGAGAGAGACUGAAAAGCUGCCUCAUUUCAUAAGUGUGCUUUCCUUUCAUCUUUUCUCUUUGAAGAGGCAUUCAUGUAAACCAUCCAUUAUGCUACCCUUCAAUUUGGAGGGGGGGGGGGCAUGUGUGGAAGUCUUGUUUUUAAAAAAGGACUUAAAAAGCAUGCACAUUUUAGAGGCAAGACACUUGUAAAUCCUUUUGCUCUACCUAGAACCUGUUCCAUCUUUUUUCUGAGUUGGCAUGAUUCUUAAUUGGUGGCUCCCAGACUUGGGCGUCGUGUUCAUCCAUUUUCCCAAGAUGUCAGCAGUUCUUCCUUACUGAAAUUAUAACUCUUUUGUUUUCCCAUUUUCACCCCCAGCUCAGAGGUUGGUUUGAUUUUGCAGGAUGGCUUCAGAAAAAUGAAUAGGAGGAAAAUUGAGACAGCGUUUCUGAAAUGGCAGAACCACUGUAAGAAAUGGCUCUUCAGAAAGGCAUUUGGAGCUACAUGAAAAUGAUGCAGUCCCUGAAUGGUGGUGCAUCAGCCGUCCUUUUCAUUACUGUUGUGUCAAUUUUUUUGUGGUGUUACUUGAAAGCUGCUUGGUGUCUUGUUAUAGGAUAAGUUAAUGGCCAGACUGUAAAGGGUUAAAGUUGCACUGGAGAAGCAACCGGAAAAGUAUAUACAUGUAAGACUGAUUUAAGUGUUCGAAGCCAAGCUAUGAAGGGUUAGAGAAUACUUGAAAACUUUUUUUUUU